Messenger RNA from Alternaria postmessia, 897 nucleotides. RefSeq lists its product as uncharacterized. The transcript has 2 exons. The record is from RefSeq and is a predicted model, not a curated record. Lineage: Eukaryota; Fungi; Ascomycota; Dothideomycetes; Pleosporales; Pleosporaceae. Bases 1 to 897 code for a protein of 298 amino acids. Gene Ontology annotation, biological process: proteolysis. Gene Ontology annotation, molecular function: serine-type peptidase activity.
AUGUGGUUCACUACUCUUUUCUGCGCUGCUGUCUUGACAGCAACGACCAUAGCGAAUCCCAUAUACGCGACGAACGGCACCAACACAACCUAUGUUGGCCCAGAAAGUGGUCAUCUCGUGAUCGUUGGAGGAAAUUUACAAAGCGAGAGCAUCUACCAGCGCAUCAUCUCCCUCGCUGGAGGCCCCAAUGCAUCCAUCGUAGUUGUUCCCACUGCCGGCGGCGAAGAUACCUAUGACCAGAACUUUACCACAGCCGUGGCUUUCCGAAAAUAUGGUGCCAACAAUGUAACCGUCUUGCAUACGUAUGACCCCGCCGUCGCCGAUACCGACGAGUUCAUCGCUCCUUUGUUGGGUGCCAAGGGUAUCUUCUUUGGUGGUGGACGACAGUGGCGGUUGGUUGAUGCAUACGCUGGAACCAAGACUGAAGUGGCUUUUCAGGCUGUUCUGGAUGCAGGGGGUGUUAUCUCAGGAUCGAGUGCUGGCGCGAGCAUCAUUGGCAGUUUCCUCGCACGCGGUGAUACAGCGAAUAAUACCAUCAUGAUAGGUGAUCACACUGUUGGCUUUGGAUAUCUCAAGAACUCAGCCAUCGACCAGCACGUCUUGGUACGCAACAGGCACUUCGACAUGUUUGAGAUUCUCAACGCCUACCCAGAGCUACUUGGGCUGGCGAUUGACGAAGACACUGCUUUAGUAGUCAACAAGAACGAGCUGGAAGUCAUCGGCAGCACGUAUGCGCUGAUCUACGACGGCGGCUUUUGGUCCAGGGAAGGAAGCUGGGAGAGGCCUCUACCACCGCCCAAUGCGAGGUUCUACUUCCUACGGGAAGGCGAUAAAUAUGAUCUCGGAACAAGAGCAGUCAUUGAGCCGGAAACGACAGGCGGUGGUGACGAUGUAUGA